Molecule: messenger RNA, 1776 nt
Organism: Chanos chanos (milkfish)
Lineage: Eukaryota; Metazoa; Chordata; Actinopteri; Gonorynchiformes; Chanidae
Gene: chrna9a
Product: cholinergic receptor, nicotinic, alpha 9a
Exons: 6
Coding region: 1-1776 (591 amino acids)
Biological process (GO): monoatomic ion transmembrane transport
Cellular component (GO): postsynaptic membrane
Molecular function (GO): acetylcholine-gated monoatomic cation-selective channel activity; transmembrane signaling receptor activity
Source: RefSeq, a predicted model, not a curated record
AUGAAGAUUUUUUUCCAGGUUGUUAACAUUAGCAUGGUGAUACACGGGGUGUUCUGUGCUCAGGGUAAGUAUGCACAGAAGCUGUUUAAUGACUUGAUGGAGAAUUACUCUAACGCUCUGAGGCCGGUGGAGGAUACGGACAAGGCGCUGAAUGUUACUCUUCAGAUCACACUCUCCCAGAUCAAAGACAUGGAUGAGAGGAACCAGGUGUUGACCACCUACCUGUGGGUGAGGCAGAUCUGGCACGACGCGUAUCUGAAAUGGGAUAAAGAGGAAUAUGACGGCCUGGAGGUCAUACGCAUCCCCAGCGAUCUCGUCUGGAGGCCUGACAUCGUCCUUUACAACAAUGCAGAUGAGGAGGAUUCAUCAGGUCCCCCGGACACUAACGUGGUGUUGCGCUACAAUGGCGAGAUCACGUGGGACUCUCCAGCCAUCACUAAGAGCUCCUGUAAAGUAGACGUCUCUUAUUUCCCCUUCGACAGUCAGCAGUGCAAUCUAACCUUUGGGUCCUGGACUUACAAUGGCAACCAGGUUGAUAUCGCCAUGGGAAUGGACAGUGGCGACCUGUCAGACUUUGUGGAGAAUGUGGAGUGGGAGUGUCACGGAAUGCCGGCUGUCAAAAACGUCAUCAUGUACGGCUGCUGUUCGGACCCGUACCCCGACAUCACUUACACGGUGCUCCUGAAGCGUCGCUCCUCCUUUUACAUCUUUAAUCUGCUGUUGCCCUGUUUCCUCAUCUCGUUCCUGGCUCCGCUGGGCUUCUACCUGCCUGCUGAUUCGGGAGAGAAAGUCUCGCUUGGGGUCACCGUGCUGCUUGCUCUCACCGUGUUUCAGCUAAUGGUGGCAGAGAGCAUGCCACCGUCAGAGAGCGUGCCGCUCAUUGGUAAAUAUUACAUAGCGACAAUGACAAUGAUAACUGCAUCCACCUCUUUAACAAUUUUCAUAAUGAACAUCCACUUCUGUGGAGCAGAAGCUAAACCAGUUCCACACUGGGCCAAGGUUCUUAUCAUUGACUACAUGGCCAAAAUCUUCUUUGUCUAUGAAGUGGGUGAAAACUGCACCACACCUGAGAGUGAACGCGGUCCUCUAUUCUCUGAAGACCCCUUGGUCAGUCUGGAGAGAGACGGUUACCAUGACGGUUUCUAUGCCGACCACCAGCGCGAAGACACCGGCUACUCUGACCGCCGCCAUCACGGUUACAAUGGCUACAGCAAUAACCAUCGGCAUCGCCACGACAACAUUUGCCAAGGAAACGGUUUCCACGGCAGCGCCAAUGGUGGGCCACAUCAGCACGGGCACAAGCACCAGAGGAGCCGUGUGGCAUCUCGUUCUCCGCAUCGACAUUACGCACAGGACAACACGUGCGCAAAAUACGUGCACCACAUUGGUCGAGAUGGCAAUGACGGACACAUGUCGCCUCAAGACGAGAAACUUAAACACAGCGACCUCUCCAUCCCAGAGAAACUUAACGGAUAUUCCUAUGAGCACGGCAACGGUUACCUCAACGGCAACAGCUAUCGCCAUGAAAACGGCUUCAGUAAAAGCUACAGUAAUGGAUACUUGAAUGGGCUGGGCAGAGGGUGCGUGUGCGGGCAGCACCAGAAGGUCGUGCGCAACAUUGAAUACAUCGCCAACUGCUUCAGGGAGCAAAGGUCACACCAGGCCAAAGGGGCAGAAUGGAAAAAGGUUGCCAAGGUGAUGGAUCGCUUCUUCAUGUGGAUUUUCUUCGUCAUGGUUUUCCUCAUGAGCAUCCUGGUCCUGACCAAGGCAACCUGA